Olea europaea var. sylvestris is the source of this 834-nucleotide messenger RNA. Its product is annotated as putative disease resistance protein RGA4. The record is from RefSeq and is a predicted model, not a curated record. Gene Ontology annotation, molecular function: ADP binding. Gene Ontology annotation, biological process: defense response to fungus. The transcript has a single exon. Lineage: Eukaryota; Viridiplantae; Streptophyta; Magnoliopsida; Lamiales; Oleaceae. Bases 1 to 834 code for a protein of 277 amino acids.
AUGGAAGCUGUGGCUACUGAACCUGUAAAACUUAUACUGGAGAAAUUGUUGGAGAAAUUGUUUGCGGUAGCCUCUGAAGAAAUCAGACUGGUGUGGGGUUUCAAGAAAGAAUUUGAAAAUCUGAAAAAAUACUUGAAAUUGCUCAACGAAGUCCUGGAAGAUGCUGCGAUGCGCGAAAUCACCGACAAUGCUGUUAAAAGCUGGCUCAAGGAACUUGAAGAUGCUGCAUAUUACUCCUACAAUGUUUUGGAUGAGAUCGACUAUGAACAUUUGCGUCGUACAAUAAAGCCGAAGGGGUGCUUAAACUUAGCAUUCUAUACUAAUAUCACUUUGGCAUUUCAAUGGAAGAUGGCUCACAAAAUCAAGGACAUAAAUGCCAAUUUUAUAAGGAUAAACAAUGAAGCUGAUAAACUUUGCCUCAAGAGAGUUACAGAUUAUCCUCGUGCACAGCCUCCGGUCAUUGACACUACCAGCGUAACUGUUGAUCCAAUUGUCAUUGGAAGAGAAAGUGAUGAAUCAGAAAUUCUGGAGACUAUAACCAGGUCAAUCAACAAUGUCCUUUCAGUCCUUCCCAUAGUCGGAAUGGGAGGAAUUGGCAAGACAACUUUAGCACGCAAGAUUUUCAAUCACCCUCAAACACAAAACCACUUCGACAAAAGAAUUUGGGUUUGUGUAUCAAAAAACUUUGAUCAGAUGACACUUUUUAAAAGGAUCCUGGAGUUAUUAUUAGACAAAGAUUUCGGUGGAGCUAGCAAGGAAGCUGUUGUUCAAAAGAUUCAAGACGAAUUAAAAGAAAAAAGAUACUUGAUUAUUCUCGAUGAUUUAUGGAAUUAA